ACUUGUUUUAAAGCCGAUAUAACCAUGCAACCUCAUGUAUUAAGUCACUCCGUCCAAGCAGCGACGUCGUCAGCCCAGAACAGCUCUUCCCAAUAUUCAAGGCGCACCUUGCUAAUCUUAUCCAAAGAUGUAUUUUCUCCUUUUCACAGUAUUCUCCAUAUUCAUAGUGCGUAAUGUUGACGCUUGGGGAGCAAGUGUCAAGUACGCAGUGAACUGCCCGGAGCGGUGCAAUGUGGACCUGUGCGGCUUGACGCAGCGCUGCAGACGGACAGUGCUGGAUGACUGCGGUUGUUGCCAGGUCUGUGCGGCAGACAGAGGGGAACACUGCUACCGCACUGUGUCUGGGAUGCACGGAGUCAAAUGCGGACCGGGAUUAUUCUGCGAGUUCUACAAAGAUGAGGACGACUAUGGAGAUGAAUAUGGCAUUUGCAAAGGUAGGCUAUAUUCACCAUGACACACAAUAUGCGCAAUCGCGCAUCAUAAAUGCCUGACUGUUUCAUUACCGUUAUUCCAAAGUGAUCUAUAGUUUCUGUGUUCAUAGCAUUCCUAAAAGUUCCCAUAAUGAAUAAGAUGCCUACUGUGACAUGUUUCAUGUAGAUAUUAGUAUUUAUGUCAAAGUAAAUAUGUUUCUGCUGUACCAUAAUUGUGUAUGUUAUGCUUAGCUUUGACUGUGGCCUUGAUGAAUGCAAAGUUUUUCUAAUUGUGAUGUUUACUAUUUCUGCUCAUGUUGAUAGUGUUGAAGAGAACUGUAUCUGUAGGCUUAUAUCACUAUAAUGCAGAUCUGGCAAAUGACCAAGAGCGAGGAAUCAUGGACCUAUAGCAUUGACCAGAAGAGAAUAGAAAAUAAAUAUUGAUGGCCCGCUGACAUCCCCACUCCCUACUUCUGUCAAGUGCAAUAACAUUACAUUGUAUUCCCUCCCUUACAGAUUGCAUGUAUGGAACAUAUGGGGUGGAGUGUCGUAAAACAUGCCAUUGCAAAGCUGGAGGUAUCUGUGACAGAGAGACAGGAGCCUGCCUCACCUUCAAAUUCUUCACCAAAAUCGCCAGCAAGCUGAAGACACAGCACCCCAACGCAGGUAAGAGAUUGACAAAAUACUUAAAUGUGAGAGACACCCAAUGGGACACAGAUUCUGGACUAUGAAGCACUUCCAAUGGAGAUUAUCCAGUGCUUUUCAAUCCAGGUGAAGGCCUUAUCUUUGUCUGAGAAACUGUACGCUAGAGUAAAAAAAAAAAAAAAAAUACAUUUUAGCAUGUUUUGGAUACACAAUGUGGAGUAGCACUAAGCAAAGAUACAAUUACAAGCAAUCCAGUUAUGAAAAUGCAGUGUGUGUAUCUUUGUGAAGUAUUUGCAGUGUCAUAUCAUGUUGAAUAGAUAUUGACCAGGUGAUGUUUCUCGUUUUCAGGAAGUGAGCUUGGUUCAGGAGAUGACAGCACCGGUCUGAAUGGGGAAAGAUCCACUGCUCCAAAGUGGUUAACACCUCGCUGACACUCAUUAUCAAGACUUAGUUUAUUCUGUGUAAAUGUAGAAAGCAUAGUAGUAAAUUAAAUGAUUGAAGGAUAUAUUUUAUUAUGUAUUAUUAAGAAAACACAUUUUCUACAAGAUUAUUGAAUGUUUUGAACAUCUCUGUUGUGGUGUUUCUGUUUUAUACCAGUGCCCCAUCAUGUCUUAAGAGUUGUGUUGUACCAAACAAAGGGAGGUAAAAUGUACCAAAGUUAAAAUAUAUGUUAAUUCUACUUUUAUGCAAAGUAUGAAUAUAUCCAGAAUGUCUAUGAUGACCUCUAUCAUGAGCUAGCAAUCUAUCCAUACUGUAUUCACUGCUCCGUAAUUGAGAGAAUUUGGUUUAAUGAAAUGUUGUGCUCAUAUGAUAUGACCCCCAGGGACAUGGAAAUAUAAUCUCGUCCUUUUCUUCUAGAAGUAUCAACUGUGAUCUGCGCUUUCAAUAGUUUGUUUGUUUGAUCGAUUGAUUGUUCUUUACUGAGAAUCUCUUAUUUUUCUUUCACCUGUGACCACAUGGAACACUAUAUAUAUAUAUAUAUAUAUAU
Molecule: messenger RNA, 2043 nt
Organism: Coregonus sp. 'balchen'
Lineage: Eukaryota; Metazoa; Chordata; Actinopteri; Salmoniformes; Salmonidae
Source: the annotation of a GenBank genome assembly